This is a messenger RNA of Nematocida parisii ERTm1, 1514 nucleotides long. RefSeq names its product RNA helicase. The transcript has a single exon. Gene Ontology annotation, molecular function: ATP binding; RNA helicase activity; mRNA binding. Lineage: Eukaryota; Fungi; Microsporidia. The record is from RefSeq and is a predicted model, not a curated record. Gene Ontology annotation, cellular component: P-body; cytoplasmic stress granule. Bases 1 to 1488 code for a protein of 495 amino acids. Gene Ontology annotation, biological process: cytoplasmic stress granule assembly; P-body assembly.
AUGAAGAAGGAAGAAGAGAGGCAGCAGCUGACAAUUUCAGCAGACACAAGAAAACCAAGCAAAGAGAGAGCAAGUAAAAAGAAAAGUAAGCCAAUAAUAAAAGAACCAGAAAGAAAAGAGAAAAUCAAAGAAGGCGAAAUUAUAAAGAUUAAAGAGCAAAUAGACACAUUAUUAGAGAAACUAGAAAAAAUGGAAAGGACCACUGAAGAUAUUUCAGUAAUAGACAUAAAAUGCUCAUUAAAAGAACCAAAUAACCCGACCAAACCCGAAAUAAAACCAUCAAAAGAGUUUACGGAGACAGUAAAAGAAAUAAAAAAGGAAAAGCGAGAAAUAAAAAAAAGAACAAAAGAUGUGUACACAGAAGAAAAUGGGAAGAAUCAUAAAUGGACGGAUUAUAAAUUAAAAAAAGAAGUACUUCUGGGCAUACAGAAGAAAGGGUUUCACUGGCCAUCUCCUGUCCAAUCUGAGACUAUUCCUUAUUCACUAGCUAAUAAGAAUAUAGUAGCCAGGGCUAAAAACGGGACUGGUAAAACUGCUGCAUUCACUAUCCCACUACUGAAUAAAAUAAACCCGCACAAGCUCGUAUUACAGGCACUAAUACUUGUACCCACGAGGGAAUUAGUCCUUCAAACCGCAAAAGUAUGCAAGGAAUUAGGAGAGUUCUUACGGCUAAAGAUACUCCCAUUAUAUGGUGGGGUGAGUGCUAAAGAUGAUAUUAUUAGGUUAAAAGGGGGUGCUCAUAUAAUUAUAGGCACUCCAGGACGGGUUCUUGAUUUUAUCACGCAGAAAGUGAUCGUCCUGGAUAAGUGCAAGUACCUUAUAUGCGAUGAAGCAGAUAAAUUAUUAAGCAUGGACUUCAAAGAGGUUGUCUACGACAUAACAGAACACUUCCCGAAACAGAAGCAGAUUGAGAUGUACUCAGCCACAUUCCCAGCCAUGAUCCAGGAGUACAUUGACACGUACAUGCCAGACACAGUAAAGAUCAACUUAAUGAAAGAAUUAACACUCUCGGGUGUACGGCAGUAUUAUGCAUACGUUAAAUCGAUUAACAAACUGCACUGUUUAAAGACUCUCCUGACUAAGCUUAACCUGAACCAGUGCUUUAUCUUCUGUAACUCGAUACAGACGGUUGAAAGACUUGCCAAGAGAAUGACUGAAUUAGGGUUUACAGCGUAUUAUAUCCACAGUAAAAUGAAGCAAGAGGACAGGAAUCUGGUAUUCCAUAAUUUUACAUCCAAAGGAGAGUGCAGAAUAUUAGUGUCCACUGAUUUAGUAACAAGAGGGAUAGAUGUACCGAGUGUAAAUGUAGUGAUUAAUUUUGACUUACCACAGAGUACAGAAAGUUACCUCCACAGGAUCGGCCGGAGUGGCAGGUUUGGCACUGAAGGGACUGCUGUGAAUAUGGUUACUCCUGAGGAUGUAUACAAGAUUCGUGAAAUUGAAUCAAAUUUAGGCAUAGACAUGCUGCCAUUCUCUGAUACGUCAUAGAUAACCAAAAUAUCCAAUAAACCCAU